UUGGCAUUCCCCCUAUUUGAACAAGCGUUUAAUAGUGGGGAUAACAAGUCGCCAUUUGCAAUUUGGAUAAUCGCAGGGACUGCCGUGAAAUUCUCUUAAAAACCAUGGGUGUACAAAUCGAAAAUAUUGCGGGAGGCGAUGGCCAGACUUUCCCAAAAACUGGACAAACUGUUGUCGUGCACUACACUGGAACAUUGCAAAAUGGUACCAAGUUUGAUUCCUCCCGUGACCGUGGAGUACCAUUCAAGUUUCGCAUUGGAAAGGGAGAAGUUAUCAAGGGAUGGGAUGAAGGUGUAGCUCAAUUGAGUGUUGGACAAAGAGCUAGACUCAUUUGCUCCCCUGACUACGCUUACGGAUCCCGUGGCCAUCCAGGAAUUAUCCCACCAAACGCCACAUUAAUCUUCGAUGUAGAAUUACUUAAAGUCGAGUAAUUUAUUUUGCGCGCAACUAAAUUAAUGAGUCCUUAUUCAUCAAUUAUCUCUUUGUAAUUACUUAACACACAAUCCAUUUUGCAUUUGAUUCCCUGUCUUAUACAAACUAAACAACAAUUAGUUCAUAAAAGGUUACUUACUGUUCAUAGAUAUAUUAUUUUAUAUCGAUAAGAUGAGUUUAUGUUGGAUAACGCGUUUAUAAGAUUGAAUAUUUCUUUCCUUUUUGUAAUGAUAACAAUAACAAAUACUGCAUUUAUGUUUCUCUACCGUUAUUUUUAUAAUGAGUAAAGUGAUGGUGUAUUGCAUCACACAUGGUUCCAGUUUCAUUACUCAGGCAUAACUUCCUCUUCUUUCUUGCAUGUAUAGAGAAUAACUGCUUAAUCUAGAGAGACUCGAGCUUUGAUGUUCUAUGAAUUUAAAGAAACGUGUUUGUGUAAUGUGAAUGUCCCAUAAAAAAAAAAUAUAAAUAAAGAAUUGUCAAAGAA
Molecule: messenger RNA, 916 nt
Organism: Nicrophorus vespilloides
Lineage: Eukaryota; Metazoa; Arthropoda; Insecta; Coleoptera; Silphidae
Gene: Fkbp12
Product: 12 kDa FK506-binding protein
Exons: 4
Coding region: 105-431 (108 amino acids)
Molecular function (GO): peptidyl-prolyl cis-trans isomerase activity
Source: RefSeq, a predicted model, not a curated record